Molecule: messenger RNA, 3283 nt
Organism: Physcomitrium patens
Lineage: Eukaryota; Viridiplantae; Streptophyta; Bryopsida; Funariales; Funariaceae
Molecular function (GO): protein binding
Source: RefSeq, a predicted model, not a curated record
CGGGGAAGGCCAGCUUCAUUAGUGGCCGGUUUAGGGUUCGGCAGGGCUGGAAGACACCUUAGUAUUAUUCGCGUGCAUUGGUGAACAAUAUUUCUCAUCGCGUUUACCAAUCUUUGUCAAUGCCAAACGUGGCAUGAGAGACGGUCCAAUUCUCGCGUUUUUCGGGCUGUGAGCAGGAGGGGGUGGCAGGCAUUCUCGAAGUACAGGCAGCUCGGGCUUAGGCUUGUUCUGUGCUUUGAAAUGUUGAAAUGGCCGUGGUUAUGGAUUAGGCCGGUGUCCCAUGGCUUUUGCUGUGAAUAUUGAGCGUUUGCACUGGUUUGAGGUUUUAGCAUGACUGGAGAUCAGGAGGUUUGAGAUCUUUGGUUUGUGGUUGAAGUGGACUAAGUCGGUUGAGUGUUUGUGUGGAAGCUGGGUUUUUAAGGCUUUGGGGUCCAGGUGGGAGGUCGUACUAGUUUUCCGUCUUUAUGGGAAUUUCCGUGAAUUGAUGAAGGAUCCUAGGUUAUAGAUUAUGGUAUUUGAGGGAUUGGAUGUGAUAUGUGUUGGCCGGGUGUGGGCUUUCGCUGAUCGAUGUUGUGAUUUCAGGGUUAGAUAUAUGCAGAUAAUGAAGUGAGUGCUUGAAUAGAGCUAGAGGCUGCUCUUGAUGUUGCACGUUUGAAGUAAUUGGCAUGGGUUCGAUAAGUUGAAUCGGCGGCGUUAUUGGUUGUGGGUGACUCGUUGAUUAUGGGAACCGGGUAGGGGUUUUCGGGGCAGAUUAUCUGGGGACGGACGGAGCCCGAGAAGUGGUGUUAAGUGGUAUGCUGUAGAGAUUUUCGGUGAAAUUAGAGUUGAAACUGAUGAGGGUGUAGACCGGAUGGAGUUCUUGUUCGCGAACUUGGCGUUGCGAAGCUCGAUUAGUGAAGCGGUCGAGAUCUUAUCCUUCUGUGAUGCUUGAAAGGCAUCACAUGGUAUUUUGAGCAGAGAGGAUUGGCACGUCAUGGGUCUUACCUGUAAAAUAUGCUUCGAAAACGCCUCAGGGCAGGGCAAGCAAGCUCGAAUUACAUCCUGCGGCCAUGUGUUUUGCCACGAUUGUGCAACUAUUUGGUUUCGCACGGAAACAAAUUGUCCAGUCUGUCGGAAUACUGUAGCAGGAUUUUCAGGGCUGAUUGCACUGUUCGACCAUGAUGCUGGGCUGCAGUCGCCUUCUCUUGGUUUUGACGAUGAAAUCAGUGAAAAUGAAGGGGAGAUUUUAGGGAUUUCAGGAUGUGAAGAUGGGCAGGUGCGAGAUGGCUCUAGUGGGGCAAAGUCUAGUGGGGUUGGAGCUAGCGGUGCAGGAGAGAACGGAGCAAUUCAGAUUUCAGGAGGGGAACCGAGUUCUACAGGCAGAAGCAGUGCCGAGGGGACUGCUGCAGGUGCAGAUCGAGGUCGUGUUGCUGAUUGCUUGCAGCGAAGGAAUUGUGAUAACGAAGAUGUACAGGUUAAGUAUGUGUUGGGUAAAGUUGCUGAGAGGUGGCAACAGGUCAUGGUUGAGCGCGCAAGGCUCAGGGUUCAAGUAGCUGCGCUUGAAAAAACCAAGCAAGAAUUGUCAGCGCGAGUUCAAGUUCUAACUGACGAGAAUGAAGUAAUGAAACAAGCCAUUAACAUGGGAUUUCGGCCCCGAGGAAGUGCAUCUAACUCUCGGUGGGACCUUGAUUGUGAUACCCAGGAUAGCGGUUAUUAUUCAGAGCUUCGCCUCCAGGGAUUAGAUAGGGAAAGUGAGAUUAAUGCCAUGGGAAGCUAUCUUACCAACCUCAACAUAUCACAGGUUGGUUACACUGAUUCCGGGUAUCUUCCAGUCAGAGGCGGAUCAAGGGCACCUGCAAAAGUUGGAGAGCGUCUUAGUGCUUCUAAAUGGGAACUUGCUCACACAUUCCCGAUGCAUUCUGGUCCUGUGCAUGGGAUCGCAGUCAAUCCAUCAGGGAAUCUUGUGGCUACUGCUUCAUGGGACCACUUAUGUCGCGUAUAUGAUGUACACCUGGAAGAGGAAGUUGCUGUACUUUCCGGUCAUUUGCUCGGCCUUUAUGCUGUCAAAUUCUCUCCAGCUAAGCGAGACCUUGUUGGGACCGUCAGCUCGGAUCAGACCUGCCGCCUGUGGAAUACAGAUACUGGAGAAUGCCUCCGUGUUCUCGAAGGCCAUACGGAUGAGGUGAAUGGAUUGUCAUUCAAGCCAGGUACGCAUCUGCUAGCAACAGCAUCAGAUGAUGCCACGAGCAUGAUUUGGGAUGCCGAAAAGGGAAUCUCUGUAACUACUUUGAAGGGUCACAGACAUGGGGUUUAUGGUGUUUGCUUUCAGCCAAGCGGAGGUAAUUUAGUGGCCACAGCGUCUUUUGACUUCACGGCGAAGCUUUGGGACCCUCGUACCAGUGAAGAUGUGCAAACUCUUAGGGGUCACCUAGAGGAUGUUAUAGGUGUAGAUAUUGAUGAUUCAGGGAUGUACUUAGCAACAGGGAGCGACGAUAAAACAUGCCGGGUCUGGGACCUGCGCAUGGGUCAUCCAAUAGUUGUGCUCCAGGCACAUUCAGGUGAAGUGAAACGAGUUGUGUUUUCACCUUAUGGCAAGCUCCUGGCUACUACAUCAGGAGACACUACAGUCCGACUUUUUGACACCGCUACGUGGGAUUGUGCCCAGAUCCUCAGCUCACAUUCGGAUCAUGUAUUUGACGUAGCAUGGUCUCCCACGGCAGACUUCCUUGUAACUGCAAGCCAUGACAGGCUUUGGAAACUAUGGCAGCCCAGAGUUCCCUCUCUCCGCAACUCAGGCUUUACCUCUAAUAAUCAUCAGAGGUAUCCAGCUUCACAAGUAAAUUCCGACUUGAUGAGAGUGGAGCGUAUGGCUAUGGUUUAGGUGAAUCAGCCACGUACCUUCAUUGGAUUCUGUUACACAGAGAAGGUUACCCAAGUUUGUAUUGGAGCUUGUGUUAGAAGCAUUUUAGGCUGAUCAGCAACAUUCUGCAAAUUCAGGCCAGGUAGACUAGUGUUGUAGGUUUAGGUAGACACUAAGCUCGCCAGAACUAACUUCUAGUGGAGAAAGAAGGCUGAGCCAGUCAGCCACGGGUUAUGAGCUAAGGGAAGGAGUGGUAUUUAGUGUUCUAGAGCAGCGCAGUCGUCCUGAACCAGUAGGGUCAGGCGUUGCUUAUAAAUAGGCUACUGAAAUUAUUGCUUAUUUCUGCAGAGUUCGAAGCAUUAACCUGUGGUUGAUGACAUUCAUUUGAUAUAUUUUCAUUAAGAUGGAAGUUACCAAGCAAAUUACUCUUGGGAUUACUGGAUA